Messenger RNA from Neltuma alba, 1790 nucleotides. Its product is annotated as transcription factor FAMA. The record is from RefSeq and is a predicted model, not a curated record. Gene Ontology annotation, molecular function: protein dimerization activity; DNA-binding transcription factor activity. Gene Ontology annotation, biological process: positive regulation of DNA-templated transcription; stomatal complex development; guard cell differentiation. The transcript is spliced from 4 exons. Bases 406 to 1707 code for a protein of 433 amino acids. Gene Ontology annotation, cellular component: nucleus. NCBI's taxonomy places the organism in Eukaryota, Viridiplantae, Streptophyta, Magnoliopsida, Fabales, Fabaceae.
UCUCUCUUCUACACUUCUCCUUCUGACCCCACCAUCCCUCUUCCUUGUCUCCUUCCAUUUCCUGAUCAGUUCUCAUCCAUCCCUCUUGUUAUUCACUCUCCAUCUUUGUCCUUUCAUCAUUAUCCCAUCAAGUUUUUUUACCGACCUGCGUGUGUGUGUUUUAACCCUGGAUUCAUUUUGAACUUCAUGAGUUUUUAAAAAUAUUGUACAUAAAUCUUCAAAAGAUUCACCUGGCAAGGAGUUCGACUUGUCCAGAGCGUCACCGCGUUUGUUAAUUUAUUUGUUUUUGUCAGGUGGAGGGGCCCAAGAAGACUUUUUUUUUUCUCUUACUGGGAUCUGUCGUAACUGAAGUGAGAGCUAGCAGCUAGGGUUUCUUCCGAUUAAAGUCAUCUCCUUAUAUAUAAAAUGGAGAAAGAUCACGACAACUAUCAUUCGGCUCCUUCUUUCCCCCAAAGCUUUAACGCUCUGCCGCUGGACAACUCCCAGUCUCAGUAUCAUCACAAUCUCAUGAAGUUUCGGAUCGGAGAAGCUUCCGGAGAAACCAGCCACAUGAAUAAUAGUGGCAUGGUCGAUUAUAUGCUCCACAACAACAACAAUCCUCCUUCUCAACAACAACCGCCUUGUGGGUUUUAUGGUGCGCCCGCUGGUUCUACUUUUGAUAAGCUGAGUUUCGCAGAUGUGAUGCAGUUUGCAGAUUUCGGACCCAAGUUGUCCUUAAACCAGACCAAGAAUUGUGCCGAAGGAGAAGAAGAUCAGUCUGGGAUGGACCCAGUUUUCUUCCUCAAGUUCCCUGUGUUAAAUGACAAGUCGUUAAUGGAGGAUCAGAAUCUGAUGGGGACUGGUGCAGGAGAAAACGUAGCAGAAGAAGGAGUGAGAGAUCAGGAUGAAGUAGAAGCUCGAGGUGUCUCUGAUAGUAAUAAUAAUAAGUCGGUGCACCAACUUGGGUUUGUAGGGGAAGACAUGGAGAAGAAUCAUAGUAACCCUACAAGCACAGUGCAAGAGAACAACAACAAUACUAAUAAGAGCAAGAGAAAGAGACCCAGAACCAUCAAAACCAGUCAGGAGGUAGAAAGCCAGCGUAUGACUCACAUCGCCGUCGAAAGAAACCGUCGGAAGCAAAUGAACGAGCAUCUUCGCGUCCUCAGAUCCCUCAUGCCAGGUUCUUACGUCCAAAGGGGGGAUCAAGCUUCUAUAAUAGGAGGAGCCAUAGAGUUUGUGAGGGAAUUAGAGCAGCUUCUUCAGUGCCUGGAGUCACAGAAGAGAAGGAGGUUACUGGGAGAAGCUUCAAGGCAAGCUGGGGAUUCUUCUCUUGCAGUACAGGCGCAGCAACAACAACAAGCUCCCUUUUUUCCACCUUUGGGAGCUUUGCCAAAUGAUCAGAUGAAGCUUGUUGAGUUUGAGAGUGGGCUCAGGGAAGAAACAGCAGAGAACAAGUCGUGUCUGGCUGAUGUGGAAGUGAAGCUUUUAGGGUUUGAUGCGAUGAUCAAGAUCCUAUCAAGAAGAAGACCAGGCCAGUUGAUUAAGACCAUUGCUGCACUCGAAGAUUUGCAGCUUAUUAUCCUCCACACCAAUAUCACCACUAUUGAACAAACUGUUCUUUAUUCUUUCAAUGUCAAGGUUGCAGGCGAUUCAAGGUUCACAGCGGAAGACAUAGCCAGCUCUGUGCAACAGAUAUUCAGUUUCAUUCACGAGAACACUGGAAUGUAAUAUUAUUAUCAUUAUAUUGUUAUUAUUACUUUGUUACCUAUGCCAAUUAUAUAUGACAUCUAUAGAUGAUUUGGGUUCAUUCA